Nerophis ophidion (straightnose pipefish) is the source of this 2634-nucleotide messenger RNA. RefSeq names its product cell cycle checkpoint control protein RAD9A-like. Gene Ontology annotation, cellular component: checkpoint clamp complex. The transcript has 12 exons. The coding region runs from base 210 to 1343 and encodes 377 amino acids. The record is from RefSeq and is a predicted model, not a curated record. Gene Ontology annotation, biological process: cellular response to ionizing radiation; DNA repair; mitotic intra-S DNA damage checkpoint signaling. NCBI's taxonomy places the organism in Eukaryota, Metazoa, Chordata, Actinopteri, Syngnathiformes, Syngnathidae.
CUCUCCGAUUGGACCUCGUUCCGGAAGUGUUUAGUGGCGGCGUAAACAACGCCAGCAGUGUGAUUCUCAGCCAUAAAGUCACACAAACUAGAUAUAUUUAUGUUUAUAAAGCAGGACUAUGACCACCACACUUGAUAUAUAUCUGCCUGCUUCACAAAUGUACCGCAACCCGUUAGAAGUUGUCUGAUAGUUGGAAAGGAGCGAGAGAAAUGGAGUGCGUUGUGACGGGCGGAAAUGUGAAAGUGUUCGCCAAAGCCAUCCACUCGCUGUCCAGGGUCGGCGAUGAGCUGUACGUGGAGCCCGAAGACAAGGGGCUUGCCCUGCGGUCUGUCAACUCAUCUCGGUCGGCUUACGCCUGCUUCCUGUUCACGCCGCUCUUCUUCAGCAGAUACACCACACCCGGCGGGGAUGUCUUCCGCUGCAAAAUGGCAAUAAAGAGUGUGGCGGCAGUCUUCAGGUCCCUGGCGUCUCUGGAGAAGACGGUAGAAAAGUGUCACAUCGAGCUGGACAAGCGAAAGGAUCGACUUACCUUCACGCUGCAUUGCAAACACGGUCUCUUGAAGACGCACAACCUGUCUUUCCAGGACAGUGAGAGCUUACAGGCGGUGUUUGAUAAGGACAACAGUGCCAACACGUUUCGAGCCAAUCCUAGGCUGCUGGUGGACACAGUUGUGCAUUUCCCUCCUUCCCUGGACGAAGUGACUCUUUCAGUCACUGAUGAAAGAAUGUGGUUUAGGAACCAUGUGGAUGAAGGUUUAGAGCAGUCCAAGGCCAUGCUGACGGAGCUGUGUCUGGCCUCCGAUGAGUUUGACCAUUUUGCCGUCCAAACUCACAACAGCAUCACUUUCUGUCUGAAGGAAUCCCGGGGUCUGUUACUUUUUGCAGAGUCGACAGGUCUCCCUAUUUCUAUAUACUUUAAUGAGCCGGGCAGCCCUCUCGUGCUCUCAGUGACUGACAGCGUACUGGAGGGCAACUUUGUGCUGGCCACACUUUCAGACGACACGAGAAACUCCACAAAAAGAGGGCGCUCCCCCCCGCCGCCUCUUCCUCCUGACGACUUCAUGAACGACGACAUGGAUGCCUACCUCAUCGCCAUGGAUACCAGCAUUGCACCGGGUCCGGCUGAAACUGACCCUACCCUUUCUAAACGGCACAAUGUAGCCGACCACAGGUCAAGACUGCACGGUCCAGAGGAGGAGGAAACGGCAGAAGAAGAUGGACCCCCAAAUAAGAAGUUCUGUUCCCUGCUCUUCGGAUCAGUGCUUCCCCCAUCCUCUCAGACCACCACUCAGCCGAUGAGCGGCCAAGAGGUUCUGGCCAGUGACAGUGGAGACGACACUUAGGUAGACCGACCGAUGGACGAUAAAACAAUCUGUUAUUAUAAGUCAUCAACUUUGCAUUUUUAUUUUUUUUUUAUUUUGGAGAAAAUAAGGCUAAUAGCAACCACCAUGCACGAGUGUCAAAACAAAGUUAUUUCCUUUUUUAUUAUUAUUAUCAUUGGUGUACAGUAGGCCUGGGCAAUUAUUUUGACUCAGGGGCCACAUUUAGAAAAAAAAAUGUGUCUGGGGGCCGAUAUAUGUAUAUCUAUGUAUGUAUAUACCCUAUUUCCUUGAAUUGCCGCCGGGUAUAUAGUAUGCGCCUGCCUAGAAUUACUACCGGGUCAAACUCGUUAAGCAAAAUAAUUACCGCCGGCUCAGGAUUAAAACUCGUUUCGCAAAAUAUUAUUUUUACUAACGCAUGUCUAGAAUUUCCGCCAGGUCAAACUUGUUUCGCAAAAUAAUUAGCAUAUGCCUAGAAUUUCCACCGGGUCAAACUCGUCACGUCACGAGUGACAUUUCACCUGUCAUCAUUUUCAAAAUGGAGGAGGCUGAUUUCAAUAAUUUGAAAUCGCAUAAAGGGAAGAAGAUUAAGAGCUAUUCAGUAGGAUUUAAGGUCCAAGCUAUUGUAUAUGCUCAAAAGAACAGUAAGCAGCUAUGUUUUAUUAAUAUACCGUAGCUGCGUGUGUCAAAUAUGAGUCAUUAAAUGACUCCUGCCUCCUGGUGGUAGAGGGCGCUAGUGAUCUUUCUUGCGACAACUCGGCUGCAGAAGAAGUGACAACAAGCAGCAAGAGUGAGCAACGAUCGUUUAUUUUUUCCUCUCGCUUGCACUUUUAACAUGGAGGAUUACAUAUCUAAAAUAAAACAGUUUUCUUUCAAUCGAAGCAGGAGGUAAUAAAGGAAGAUCUCCAUCUAGACAAAGAGACUUUUAAAACUGAAGAAAGAUAAGGAAGACUUCUAUAAACAAGUUAUCGAUGCUUUUGAUCAGAAGGAGCUGCGCAUGGACUUCAUUUAUAAGUAAAGGUAAGACCAUAAUAAUGUUUUUUUAUUAAAUGUGCUUUUCAUGAUGGUAUCCUUACAUCACACUCAAAUUUAUAAGCGCAGGCCUAAAUUUACCACAUGCCUUUGGUAAACGCCGGAGUGAGAAGAGGUUUAAAUUAAUUAGCGUCCCGGCGACAAUUCAAGGAAAUACGGUAUAUAUAUAAAUAUACGCACACGCACACACAAACAUAUAUAAGCUGUGACAAUCUGCUGUCCAAUAUGUGUGUUUGGGUCCUAUUUUUAGGAAAACCAAUAAAAAACACACAUUAAUGCCUGA